This is a messenger RNA of Antrostomus carolinensis (chuck-will's-widow), 641 nucleotides long. RefSeq names its product Alstrom syndrome protein 1. Gene Ontology annotation, molecular function: microtubule binding. Lineage: Eukaryota; Metazoa; Chordata; Aves; Caprimulgiformes; Caprimulgidae. The transcript is spliced from 4 exons. Gene Ontology annotation, cellular component: cytosol; centriole; centrosome. Gene Ontology annotation, biological process: regulation of centriole replication. The annotation marks the transcript as partial. The record is from RefSeq and is a predicted model, not a curated record.
CACACGGAUGCUAAACAAGGGUAUCCAAGCAGGAGACUUGGAGAUUGUGAACAGUGCAACUAAGAAGAACACUCGAGAUGUUGGUGUGACUUUUCCUACCCCAAGAUCUAGCCAGCUAAAUCAACGGCCCCAGGAACCCUGGCAUCAUGUUGAUGGUAUUUUUGGAGAUUCAGAUGGUCUGGUCACAGAUCAGCAGACAGCAGGAAGCAAGGGGAUUUCAUGGUUUGUCCAAGUAGAAGAUUUGAAAUCUGAAUCUAGGAAAGAAAACCAUUCCAAUUCGUUUUCUGGUCCUGGUCCUUCUUGGUUUGAACCGUUGACGAACACAAAGCCUUGGAGAGAACCUCUCCGAGAGAAGAAUUGGCAAGAGCAGCAGCACAGCAACGUGAUUCAGGCAGCAGUUCCAGAAAGAGGUGCUGAGAACAAGUCCUCACGACCAUUUGUGAAGCUCACGCUACAGGAGGCUCUUGCAGUGCACCGUCCUGAUUUCAUCUCCCGCUCUGGAGAGCGUGUGAAGCAUCUGAAGCUUGUAAUGGAGGAGAGGAGGAUGCAGAAUGCACGGCAGUCUGAACAAGAAGAACUGUUUAAUCCUUCAGAGAAGAGAAAGGGCUACAGGAAUGCAAGUGCAAUGCUGUCUGACAGAG